Molecule: messenger RNA, 2260 nt
Organism: Trichoderma harzianum CBS 226.95
Lineage: Eukaryota; Fungi; Ascomycota; Sordariomycetes; Hypocreales; Hypocreaceae
Product: glycoside hydrolase family 47 protein
Exons: 1
Coding region: 130-1911 (593 amino acids)
Biological process (GO): N-glycan processing; carbohydrate metabolic process
Cellular component (GO): Golgi membrane; endoplasmic reticulum
Molecular function (GO): mannosyl-oligosaccharide 1,2-alpha-mannosidase activity; calcium ion binding
Source: RefSeq, a predicted model, not a curated record
UCCCGUCCAAACAUCAACUAGCUAAUCAAUCAAUCAAUCAAUCAACUCUCAUUAAUCAGAUCAUCAAUUUGCCGUUUUCAUCACCAUCAUCAUCACCAUCAAAUGUCGUAACACCCACGAUCAUUAACGAUGCUGCCCAUCGUCCGAGUCAGAGGCUACGCCUGGGUCGCUCUCAUCGCCACCCUCCUCCUCAUCUACUUCUGGAGCUCCUCAACCGUCUCCCCAUCACCUCCUCCAGUUCCAGACUGGCGCACUCCCAAAUACAACUCCUACUUCUGGAAGACCCUCCCGGUACACUAUCCGCCAAAGUCAAUCCGCCCGCUACCAACCACAUCCCCGGUCAAGUAUCCCAAGAUCCAGACGUCAUUCGCCAAGGAGUCGCCCGACGCGCGCAAGACUCGCCAAAGCCGCCAGCUCGCCGUCAAGGACGUCUUUGCCAAAUGCUGGGCCUCGUACAAGGAGCAUGCAUGGACCGCGGACGAAUUGGCGCCCGUAUCGGGGGGCAAGAAGAAUCCCUUUGGCGGCUGGGCCGCUACACUGGUGGAUUCCCUCGACACCCUCUGGAUCAUGGGCAUGAAGCCCGAGUUUGACGACGCCGUUGCUGCCGCCCACGCCAUUGACUUUACCAAAACCGCCCUCGACGAGGUCAACGUCUUUGAGACCAACAUUCGCUACCUGGGCGGCUUCCUGUCCGCAUACGACCUCAGCGGCGACUCCCGCCUGCUGGACAAGGCCGUCGAGGUCGGCGAGAUGCUCUACAAGGCCUUCGACACGCCCAACCGCAUGCCCAUCACCAGGUGGGACAUCCACGCCGCCAUGGACGGCAAGAAGCAGGAGGCCCAUCCCAGCGUGCUGGUAGCCGAAAUCGGCAGCCUGUCCAUGGAAUUCACGCGCCUGUCCCUCAUCACGCGCGACCCAAAGUGGUUCGACGCCGUGCAGCGCAUCAUGGACGGCAUGGCGGCGGCGCAGAAAUCGACGGCGCUGCCGGGACUCUGGCCGCUCGUCGUCAGCGCGAAGGACGAGAUUUACAACGUCGGCGAUGCGUUUACCAUGGGCGCCAUGGCGGACAGCGUCUACGAGUAUCUGCCCAAGAUGUCUGCCUUGAUAGGGGGACAGCUGCCCAUGUACCAGGAGAUGUACGAGCUCGCAGCCACAACAGCAACCAAGCACAACCUGUUCCGACCCAUGACGCCAAAGAACGACGAUAUUCUCAUCUCGGGCACGGUAAAGGCCGAUAAAGGCACCGUCGUCAGUCUUGAUCCCCAAGGCCAACAUCUAGUGUGCUUCCUAGGCGGCCUAAUGGCCCUCGGAGGCAAAAUGUUCAACCGCCCCCAGGACGUCUCCGCAGCCACCAAGCUCGUCGACGGCUGCAUCUGGACAUACAAGGCCCUCCCGCACGGCAUCAUGCCCGAAACAUUCCACAUGCUGCCCUGCCCCUCCUCCUCCGCCUCCUCCUCCUCCUGCCAGUGGGACGAGGCCGCCUGGAAGAAGGAAGUCCUCCGCCGGGCCAGCGACCCGGGCUCCUCCACCGCCGACGACAUCAUCAAGCGAGACCGCCUCCCUCCGGGCUUCACCUCCAUCCCCGACCGCCGCUACAUCCUCCGUCCCGAGGCCAUCGAGAGCGUCUUCGUGCUGUACCGCGCCACGGGCCGCGCCGACCUCGUCGAGUCCGCGUGGGACAUGUUCACCGCAGUCAACUCCACGACGAGCACCGCGCUCGCAAACUCCGCCGUCUGGGACGUUACUCUUCCGCGUGAUCAGUUGCCUGACCGGGCGGAUUCGAUGGAGUCGUUUUGGUUGGGCGAGACGCUCAAGUACUUCUACCUCGUGUUUAGUGAGCCGAAUACGAUUAACUUGGAUGAAUACGUGUUUAAUACAGAGGCGCAUCCGUUUAAGCGGCUUGUAAGGUGAAGUAACUGAGUUGAACUGAACUUUAACACUUUUGUAUUACUGAAUGCUUGUUUCUUCUCAUACAUGUACUUGGAGCAUACAUAUUAAGGUAUCAUCUAUAUGGCUUGAAAGCUAGGGCACUUUUGGGUAUCAUUUGAAAUGGAAAGGUUUUCUGGAUAAAGGAAGAAAAAGGGUGAACACAUAACAGAGUUUAUGAAUGAAAGAACAAGGAAGGGCUUUGUCAUAGUUUUGCCUUUUGGGAUAGCAAGGUAGUCAACUGUGUUGGUUGAAUACACACAAAAAGCUGAACAUCUGUCUCUGUUCUUGAGAAAUUGGGGAACAUAUAACAAAGUUUAUGCAAAUACAAGAG